UCUCCACUUUACUCCUCCAUUCCAACACACAGAUUGUAGAGAGAGAAUCAACUCCACAAACAACACAUAAUCCUUCUCUCUCUACCUCAUCGAUUUUGUUCCAUUUUCAGGUUCAAUCAUAAUCGGGUCUCGGGUCACAAUUAACCCGAAUGGGUGACGCGUACUGUUCGGACUGCAAACGGAACACGGAGGUGGUGUUUGACCACGCCGCCGGGGAUACGGUUUGUUCGGAGUGUGGGCUUGUGCUGGAAUCCCGGUCCAUUGAUGAGACUUCGGAGUGGCGUACGUUUGCUGAUGAUUCAGGUGAUCAUGACCCGAACCGUGUUGGAGGACCCGUUAACCCGUUGCUUGGUGAUGUGGGCCUUUCUACUGUAAUUUCUAAAGGGCCUAAUGGGAGUAAUGGGGAUGGUUCUCUUGCUCGGUUGCAGAAUCGAGGUGGCGAUCCUGAUCGUGCCCUCGUUAUAGCUUUUAAGGCCAUUGCCAAUAUGGCUGAUAGGUUGAGCCUUGUUUCUACCAUAAAGGACCGAGCAAGUGAGAUAUACAAAAGGCUGGAAGACCAGAAGUGUACGAGAGGAAGGAAUCUGGACGCCUUGGUGGCUGCUUGUAUCUACAUUGCUUGCCGGCAAGAAGGCAAACCACGCACUGUAAAAGAAAUAUGCUCAAUGGCCAAUGGAGCUACAAAGAAGGAAAUUGGCCGAGCAAAAGAAUUCAUUGUGAAACAAUUGAAGGUUGAAAUGGGAGAAUCAAUGGAGAUGGGGACUAUACAUGCUGGAGACUAUCUGAGACGUUUCUGUUCUAACAUUGGUAUGAACCAUGAAGAGAUUAAGGCUGUCCAAGAAACUGUCAAGAAGUCAGAAGAGUUUGAUAUAAGGAGGAGUCCUAUAUCAAUUGCUGCAGCAAUAAUAUACAUGCUGACGCAGCUUACAGAUUCAAAGAAACCUCUGCGAGAUAUCUCAAUUGCAACCACAGUUGCAGAAGGGACUAUCAAGAAUGCAUACAAGGAUCUCUAUCCCCAUGCUGCGAAAAUAAUACCUGAAUGGUAUCUCAAGGAUAAGGACCUUAAGAGCCUGUGCAGUCCCAAGGCAUAAAACAUUUUGUUUUAUUGCAUUAUAGGAGCUGCUUAUAGGGACUAAAUCUUCAGGGAGUGCCAAGACUAGAGAACAUCAGAUAUUGGAGUUAUAAGGGGACUGUAGUGUAAUAUGUGAUCCCUGGGUAAUCAGAUUUCUCAUUUCCAUUUGUCUUCCCUUCCCAGGAAACAGAUAGGCUAAUUUAAUUGAUAUAUGAUGGGGCCAUUGUUUCUCCAAAUUUUGAUGGCUAUCUAUUGUCAUUGGCAAUAUUCUCGUCCCCUACUGAUAAAUUCCUCAGGGUGAGGGUCAGUGACAUACAGUUUGAAACUCGGUGGAUAAUAGCACCUUAUUUUUUCAGAUUUUUGUCUA
Nicotiana tabacum (common tobacco) is the source of this 1436-nucleotide messenger RNA. Its product is annotated as transcription initiation factor IIB-2-like. Lineage: Eukaryota; Viridiplantae; Streptophyta; Magnoliopsida; Solanales; Solanaceae. Gene Ontology annotation, biological process: DNA-templated transcription initiation; transcription preinitiation complex assembly. Gene Ontology annotation, cellular component: transcription preinitiation complex; nucleus. The record is from RefSeq and is a predicted model, not a curated record. Gene Ontology annotation, molecular function: TBP-class protein binding.